CUCCUGGAUUUGAGGAGGCGAGCUGGCAGGAGAGCAGCGAGACACUGGCAGACGGCCACAUCCUUGUUCGUCAAGAGAUUGAUCUGCUUACUGAGGAGGGCGAGCAGGGCCGCAUGCCUGUCACUAUAAUGAGUCUGCUUGUACCGGAGCACAGCAAUGCACAGCAGGAGCAGGUGGAAGGGCAUGGCCGGAGAGCAGCAGUGAUUAUACUGCACAGCACGGGCAAGAGCAAAGAGGCUCUGUUGGAGAAGCAGAAGGAGUUGGCGUGUCUCAAUCUCAUCGCCAUCACAUGUGACCUUCGCUACCAUGGCGCCCGUGCGUCCUCUCCUGCUGCAUACUCCGAUGCACUGGUCAGGGCGUGGAGGACAGGCCAAGAGAUGCCAUUCGUUUUCGAUCCGGUGUGGGAUGUGCUUCGCCUCAUGGAUUAUCUCACAGCUGUUCACACGGACACCAUCGACCCCUCACGCAUCGGCAUCACCGGCGUCUCCCUUGGCGGCAUGGUGGCAUGGCUGGCGGCUGCAGCAGACCCGCGGAUAGCCGCAGCUGCUCCCAUGAUAGGCGUGCAGUGCUUCCGCUGGGCGGUGGACAACAACUGCUUCCACGCCCGAGUGGCCUCCAUCCCACAUGUCUUCAACGCAGCAGCAGAGGACAUGGGGAAGGCACACGUGGACGCUGAGGUGGUCACAGCAGUGUGGAACCGCAUCACCCCCGGGUUGCUGCAAUGGUUUGGCCCUCACAACUCCCUACCAGCCGUCUGCCCCCGUCCGCUGCUCAUUCUGAAUGGGGAGACCGAUCCGAGGUGUCCCGUGGAGGGUUUGAAGGGAGCAGUGCAGGGAGCAGAGGAGGCGUACAGCCGGGCAGGAGUGUCGGACCACUUUGAGUCCCAUGUGGAGCAGGGGGUGGGGCAUGAGGUGACAGAGGCAAUGUGGCACAAGGCUAUUGCAUGGAUGCAGAGACACCUAGUGGUGCAAUGA
Molecule: messenger RNA, 974 nt
Organism: Closterium sp. NIES-65
Lineage: Eukaryota; Viridiplantae; Streptophyta; Zygnematophyceae; Desmidiales; Closteriaceae
Source: the annotation of a GenBank genome assembly